Closterium sp. NIES-65 is the source of this 1332-nucleotide messenger RNA. NCBI's taxonomy places the organism in Eukaryota, Viridiplantae, Streptophyta, Zygnematophyceae, Desmidiales, Closteriaceae. The record is from the annotation of a GenBank genome assembly.
AUGGCUGCCGUUGCUUCACGAUUCUCCUCCACUGCCGUUCUUGAGAGGGCCCAGUUGCGCGAGACUGAAAGGCGAUCUGCUUCCGUAGCUGUUUCCUUCAAUGGCCUCAGACGUGAGUCUACGACAGCACUACCAUCCCGAUCAAACCGCAUCGCCCGCCGCCGUUCACGGUACUCAGUCGCACGUGCAGCAAAGAGCAGUGAUUCCUCUGAUCCUUCAUCUGCUCCACUCGCCACAGUCACACAGUCCUCCUCUACUCCAGACCUGUCUUCCGCUACUGCCGCUUUGAACCGCCUUAAAACCAAUAUCGUUACAUUCACACAGUCCACCUCCACUCCAGACGUGUCCUCCGCUAUAGCCGCUGCUCAGCCUUACGCUCCAUCCGUCCUAGGCGCCGGAGCGCUCGGUGUUGCGUCUUAUUUAAUUGUCAGAAAGAUCACAUCCGGUCCUGCUAAAGCGGAAGCGGGCGCAGAAGCUAAAGCAGCUCCUCCCAGCGGCAUCGUGCCACGUGCCAAGAAAGCCGCAACAACUGCGCUAGCGGCGAUGGCGGCGACUUUCCCGCGGGCCAUGCAGGAGGAGGCUUUCAUGAAGGCCGUGAGCCAAGAGCUCAGCAAGCUGGGCUUCAAAAGAGACAACUGCAUUGCGCUGGUGUCGACAUGCCGGGACGAGGUGUGCCGGCCGGUGGUGAGCCUGGUGGACCAGGAAUUUGGGCUGUCGUUCAAUAUCGCAGGGCUGGGCGGCGUGCUCAACUGCGGCUCCACAGGCUUUAAGGCUGCAAUGUCGCACUCGCCAGAGUUUCGCUGCGAGACCGAUGGGACUGUGAAGGAGCGAUACAUCUUCUUUGCCUUCCCUCACGUGUCCAUCGGAGAAUCGGGAGAGGUGGGAUCGCUGCUGCGGCGCGGCCGAGGCAAGCCCUCCAGUGCAUGUGGAGCACUGAUUGCCAUUCAGAACGACAUCAACGCGGGCAAGGCAACGGUGUCGGACCCUUAUGACGAGGAGUACGUGCUUCUUAAGAAGAAAGUCAAGUCACUGAUUCUACGGCGGGGAGGUUCGGAGUAUUCAUUGGUGGAGGUGACUCGUGCUGCACUGGCAGCCAUCAAUGAUGACCUGGAAAAACUCAUCUCCCUCACUGUCGACCCAGCCACUGCUGACUACGCUGUGAUCACAGGCGUGCAGAUUCACUCGGGCAACCAGAUUCCUGGAGAGCCAUUCCGCAUUGAGCGGACUUGUGAUUAUAUUGCUCCUGACAUGAUGUACGCCGUUGUAAGAGGGCAACGGUAUGACCUGCAGCUGGAAGCCAAUAAGGAGGACUUGGCAGUCCACUCUAGUUAG